CUGUUGGAAAAUAUCACGUGACUACGUAGCAGUCAGCUGACCCGAUGAUGUUUCUAGUGGCGUGUAAUUUUUUUAGACCAUAAUCAGAUAUUUAGCAAACGAAUCAUACGCUCAAGCUUUUAAAACUGCAACGUUGAUUACUGCCCGGUGUAAACGACUUGAAGGCUGCAUUCCCCAAUGGUCUGAUCAAACGAAGAAGAAGCAACUCACUAGAAAUCGUGAUGUCUUCCACCUCCUCUGUGGUUCUAAACACCGGGGUUUCGAUGCCCCUGGUCGGCUUCGGGACCUACAAGUUGUGUGGAAGCGAGGAGGUCUACAUAGCCGUCGACGCUGCUCUGCAAGCCGGGUACCGGGCCUUCGACACGGCGGCUGUUUACCGCAACGAGGCGGACCUCGGGCGAGCUCUACGGGAUCUCCUGCCAAAGCACGGGUUGACCAGAGAGGACAUCUUCAUCACUAGCAAGCUAGGACCCAAGGACCAGGGAGAGAGGGCCAUGGAGGCCGCCCUCCACAGUGUGUCGGAGCUGGGCAUGGACUACAUCGACCUCUACCUGAUCCACUGGCCCGGGACCCAGGGUGUGGCCGUGGGCGACCCCUGUAACCAAGGUAACCGCGCUGGGAGCUGGACGGCGCUGGAGGAGCUGCACGCGCAGGGCAAGCUGCGGGCCAUCGGGGUGUCCAACUACACGCCGGCGCACAUGAAGACGCUGCUGCAGAGCUGCAGGACCCCCCCGGCCCUGCUGCAGGUCGAGUUCCAUCCCCGUCUGUGUCAGACGGAGCUGAGGCGGGCGUGUGAGGAACAGGGUGUGUGUUUCCAGGCCUACUCCUCCUUGGGGAAAGGAGAGCUGGUCAAACACCCCGUCGUUAUGGAGGUGGCAAAGGGCUGCGAGCGCACACCUGCACAGGUGUUGCUACGAUGGGCCGUGCAGCAGGGGGUCCCGGUGCUGCCCAAAUCUUCCAACCCUACCAGGAUCCAGGAGAACAUGGCGCUGUUUGACUUCUCGCUGGACGCGACCGCCAUGGAGCGACUGACGGCUCUGGACGACGGACACAAGUACUGCUGGGAUCCCUCGGAGGUGGCGUGACUCACGUCGCCACGGAGACCAAGAAGGGUCAGGUGUUACCUACGUAAACAGAUCAGAACAGACACCAGAGCUCUGCGGCCUCAGCAGAGAGAGGAAGCCAAUCAGGACCCAGUUUGAGGAAGACGGCGGAGACGGACAGGUCCGAUAGCGUGGCGUCGGAUAACAAUUACUGCAACGUGGCAUGUGGUGAUGUCACACGCAGGAGUGUCUCAGGGUCAAUGUAGAUGUAAUAUGAAUAAACAGUAUGGUGUUGUUUACGUUUCGUUACAUUGGGUCGUUUGUCUAUUUAACAUUGGUUCUUAAACUAUAAUCCUUCUUCCACGAAAGUCUACUACAAACAACUUGAAACACUCCAGAAGAGUUGUUUGGACGUAAAUAAGCGAAUGACAGUGUUAACUUAUUUACCAGUACUAUGUUCAUUUUAACUUUUAAUCUAAGUACGCCUUCAUCUAUUGACAUUUUAGAAUAUAUAACACCCACUAGCAAAAGAGGAAACUGAAAAUGAGCUUAAAACGAAUCAUAAAAUUCUUUAUUGUUUACGACAGAACUACCAGCAUCAACACUGGGGUAUAUCAAAUACAUUUACAAAAGUCAUAGAAAAGAUAAAAAAUAACCAUAAAAGAAAAAUAUUAAAGAGCCCCCUUCCCCCAAAACAAAGGCCCCGGAUUCAAGUAAUACCAAAAUUAUGGUUGCAAAGCUAGCUAGCAGGUUGUUCAGGGACCCAUGUGUGAGUGCCGUGGUGGAACGUAAUACAUCGUACAUCACUGAACAAGUUUAGUGUGUGUGUGUGUGUGAGACAGUCAGCCAUAGGAGCUUAAGGUGAUCGGGGUCAAAUGUGAAGGCGCUUGACCCGAGUGCGUUGCGCAGAGAGCACAGAAAGCUUUGGGAUUCACAGUCGUCCUUCCGGUGACCGGCGGUCAGGUAAGGAAAAGGGGCUUCUCCGUUCUGGGCUGGUCUGUUUGUACGUGGCUUACAUUGUAUCCCCUCUAGCCCUAGCUUCUCUGCAGCUGAAAGACA
Gadus chalcogrammus (walleye pollock) is the source of this 2102-nucleotide messenger RNA. RefSeq lists its product as uncharacterized. Gene Ontology annotation, molecular function: oxidoreductase activity. The coding region runs from base 222 to 1085 and encodes 287 amino acids. The record is from RefSeq and is a predicted model, not a curated record. The transcript is spliced from 6 exons. NCBI's taxonomy places the organism in Eukaryota, Metazoa, Chordata, Actinopteri, Gadiformes, Gadidae.